UUCGUGUAUGGCCUUCGUGCUGGCCUUCAUCCACGGAGCAAUGUCACAAGGCCUGACCUGCAAUAACCCGGCCGACAUCAUGUUUCUACUGGACGGAUCCGACAGCAUUGAUCAGCGGGAAUGGAAACUCGAGCGAGAUUUCGUGGCCCGGAUGGUGAACUCCCUGAACAUUAGCCCUGGCACGAUCAAUGUAGGGUUUACCGUAUACAGUUCUGACAUCGACCAGCAUGUCGGACUCCGACCCUUCAAACCCCGCCUCGUCCUCAACGCCAUGGCUAAGAAUCUGGCACGCCCGACUGGCAUUGCCACAAACACCGCCCGCGGCAUCGCAAAGGUCCGGGAGGCAUUCCGGAACCAGUCACCCGAGAGAGCGAAUUCUCCAAAGAUCAUGAUAGUAAUCACGGACGGCUCGUCGGAAAACCCGGCGGAGACGAUCCGACAGGCGGGCCUUGCAAAGCAAGACGGGAUAAAAAUUAUCACUGUCGGCGUUGGGAAAAAUAUUUUUGAGGAGGAGCUGCGGGAAAUUGCGACCAAUAAGCAGAAGUACUACAACUCACCGGAUUUCGCCGCGCUCAGUGGGAUAGAGUCGCAAAUCAGGAACAUGAUCUGUAAAGUGAUCACGACCACAGUGAGACCAUACACGUUCGGACCGCCCACGCCCCCUCCUACCAGGUUCCCAUUGGCUGAAAACAUAAAGUGCAACAACCCUGCCGACAUCAUUUUCCUGAUUGACGGCUCUGACAGUAUCAGCGAUGCCGACUUUGUUCGCCUCAAGAACUUCGUGGUUCGCCUCAUCGAAAACUUCGAGAUCACCAAUGACGCCAUCCACGUGGGCAUGAUCGUCUACAGUACUCUCAUUGGGAAUAAAGUGCCUUUGUUCCCUUUCAAGAACAAGUUUGUUCUGAAGAUGCUCACUAAGAACCUGGAACAUCCCAAGUUUGGCACAGACACGGCUGCCGGGGUGGCGGCUGCGCGCGACAUGCUACGGACCCAGGGCCGCCCGGACGCGCCAGAAAUGAUCGUGGUUAUUACGGACGGCCGCUCCGCUAGUCCCCGCAACACCAUUAUACAAGCGGGUAUCGCUAAGGCCCAAGGUAUAACGAUGAUCUCUAUCGGUGUCGGGAAGGACAUCUUCUCGGAGGAACUGAGGCAGAUCGCCAGUGGCCCCAACUACGUUUCCGAGGUAGCGGACUUCAAGGGGUUGGAAAACAUCGUGAACGUCCUGCGAAACCUUAUCUGUACAUCAAUAACAACACCAGCGACAACAACAACAACGAUGCUACCACCAACACCACCUCCAUCAAUACCGCCGCCAGCUGAUGGUCUUAUCUGUAACGUGCCGGGUGACGUCAUGUUCGUGUUGGACGGCUCGAACAGCAUCAAGCCGAACGAUUGGAUCCGACAGAGGAACUUUGUCGCCAACCUUAUCAGCCACCUCGAGGUAGGUCCGGAAUACAUUCACGUAUCUGUGGUCGUGUACAGCACAACGAUCGGUGACGUCAUCCCUCUAAUCCCCUUCCGCUCCAAGUUCAUGCUAAAAAGGAACGUGGCGCAGCUUACACAGCCUCGCUUUGGCACGGACACCGCUCUCGGUAUCCAGCGCGCUCGAGAAAUCCUCAAAGGCCAAGGUCGUGCGGACGCGCCCAGCAUCGUGAUCGUGGUCACGGAUGGAAAGUCCACCUACCCUAAGAACACCGCCAUGCAGUCUCUAAUGGCCAAGGCAGACGGCGUUACGAUGAUGGCGGUGGGAGUUGGUGCUGACACCUAUGAAGACGAACUGAACCAUAUAGCGAGCUCCAAUAGCUUAGUGUAUAACGCCCCAGACUUCGCCUCCCUCAUGAAGAUCAUCGGUAAACUCAGGGAUAGCAUCUGUCAAGUGGUGCAGACAACGACGAUUGCGCCGACGACGACUACAAUGCCGACUACGACGACAACACAGAUGACGACCCCAAGAAUGUUCCCGCUCUAUCCAUGCCAAGAGAGUAUGACGGAGGCUGACGUCAUGUUCCUUGUGGAGGGCACGCGUACAAUGGCGCCGUACGACUGGAUGAUGAACACGCACCUCGUGUCGAACUUUCUAGAAGCCGUGCACGUGCAGCGCCAAUACGUGCACGUGGGUGUCGUCGUCUCGGACUCUACACGACCGGACGCGAUCGGGAUCUCGCCGUUCAAGACUAAGGCGUAUUUACGGAGUGCUAUCCAGAGCCUGGUCCACCCUGCUGGGGACAUGGACACUGUGAGCGGGCUGCGAAAGGUGCACGAGGCAUUUACCAAUCAGGGCCGUCCCGGCAGUCAGAAAAUACUGGUGUACCUGACGGACGGCCAGUCGCGCUCCAUGGCCGAUACGCAGAGGGAGGCCGCGAAGCUGAAGAACCAGGGUGUGGACAUCGUCGCUUUUGGUGUCGGGCCGCGAGUUAGCCGGAUGGAGCUGGACUCCAUGGCGACCAGGCCGGGCCUAACCAUCACAACACCCUCCUUCGACAGCUCAUUUGGGCAGCUGCGUCGCCUCCAGGGACUUGUCUGCGAACUGAUGCGGAGAACAACAACAUCAACGACCACGCAACUGCCCACCACCACCCCGGCACCAGGUGAUCUAUGUGCAGGUUGCCUCGUGGACCGCGGUGUCGGGUUUACUCCACUUCCCGGAGACUGUACCAAGUAUGUGCAGUGCUGGAGGGACGGAAUGGACGUCAGAGCGCUCGUGCGCUCGUGCCCGUUCGGGCAGUACUGGGACGCAGACGCAAUCACGUGCAGGCCUUCAUUCCUCGUCAGGUGCACGGCAGAUCCGUGUGUGUACGCGGACUCCGGCUUCACAUAUGGAAUCCCGGAGUACGGUUGCCGUGGCUACUGGAAGUGUAUCGACGGAUUCAGCGUGGGCCAUUGCUGUCCUACCGGAAGUGCGUACGUGGAGGGACUUGGUUGCCUGGAGACUGCCUCGUGCGUGGAGGACUGUCCGCCCAAACACGGCACCGCCCUGCAACCGACAUGUGACCGGAAACCCCAUUGGGACAAGCGGUACUAUAUCGAGAUCGUGUACGGAAGAGGCGAGGUGGUUCGGCCAUGUCCGGCGGGCACGGUAUUUUACGAAAACAAGUGCGAAUGUGACUUCGGCCUCUCCGGACUGCAACCAGCAAACCCCGAGUUGCUAUGCCAGCCCUUGGCCUCAUUCCCGUUUAACCUUGACCUUGAAGACAAGUCCCUGCUGGGUGCUAACGUGGGGGUGAACGGUGUACGACGGACGGACCUCGGCACCGCGUAUUUUAACGGAAACAGCAACAUGAACCUUUGGCGCUUCGCAAACGCAGACUGGGGCAAUCAACUGGUGAUCAAGUUCAAAUUCCGGAUGGCGUACAGCGACCAGCGGGUUGACUACGGAAGACUUCCGGUGGACUAUGGCGUGGAGGGCGACUUGUCCCAGAUCGUCACAGAUCAUCACAUGACUGACAUGGACUGGCGCCUCUGGGAUCAGCUAAGACAGGUGCGAACCCUGGAUGACUGGCAGCGGCUGCUGAAGGAGUUCGGCCAGUCACGGACCUUCUACAUCUUCCUGGGCACGCUCGGAUUCAAGCCGGGAACCAGUGACUCCCACCAGGUCGUCCGUGUGCUCAGCACACCGGAAGCAUUCGCCGAGUUCAAGGUUCUUCUGGAGAAAAUGCGCGCGCGAAUGAAUGGUGGAGUGGACGUGGACCGGAGCUCGGCGACGGGACUGCGGAACAUUCUCACGCUACUGCGGUCCAUGCGCGGCCUUGUCAACUGGGAGGAAAUCGUCCGACGAUUGCGCGGGGAGCAGACAACAACUCCCUCCACUGUCGCCGGCUCCACCGCAGAGAUGACAGGGUCAGGUGAGUGGAUCUGGGACGGACGGACGGGUCGGUGGAUCCGCAUUCAGAUUUCCGGUCGCGCGCCAAGCGGCCCAACUGGCUUCGGGACCGGGGCGAACCUGCUCAACAUAGGCGGAACCGCCACCACCUCUGACUGGCAUUUUAACGCGCAGACAGGUCAAUGGGAGCGUUAUGCUGCAGUUGAUGCGAGCGGCGGCGUCCAUGGUGGGUUGCACCUCCACACGGAAUCUUCCGUCAACACGGCGGGCGGACAGCUGUCACAGCAAGGAGGUGUGGGCGGUGUCAAUUCCUGGCAGUGGGACGCACGGGGCUCCCAGAGUCCGCUUACGGGAACUGGAAACCAGUCCACGACCGGAAAUGGAUCUGUUACAGGAAGUACCGGCACCGGUAGUCUCACGUGGAAAGAUAUCGUACAGAUGUUGAUGAACAACCAGAAUUCGACUUCUGGCACGUGGCAAUGGACGACUCAGGGAGCUUCCGGCAGCGCAACGCGGGAUGCAAACCAGCGCGCGCUUGAGGGACUCCUUAACAACCUUAAUCUUGGAGGCGGUGCCAACGGCGGAGCCUCCUGGGAGUGGGGCGCCUCUUCCGGCGGAAGUAGUGGUGGCCAAGGUAACGGAAGCAGUUUGGAGGGGAUGAUGCGGGAGCUAGGAAGGCGACUGACGCUAGCGGCCAGGGACGGUACAUUGAACACCAGCGCCACAGGCGGCGCGGGAUCGCUGACCUUGCUGGACCUCCAGAAUAUGAUAACUGGGAUGGAGGGAGCGGCAACGGGUGGUAACUCCGGGAUGACCUCAAGCACCGCAGGCGGCGCGGGCACUCUGAGCAUGCUUGAUUUCCAGAAAAUGAUGACGGAGAUGGAAAGAGCUGCUACGGGCGGUAACUCUGGAAUGAGCUCCAGCACCACAGGCGGCGCGGGAACGCUCACCAUGCUAGAUCUCCAGAAAAUGAUGACGGAGAUGGCUGCCAAAGGCGGUAACUCCGGGACGAGCGCCAACUCCUUCGACGUUUCGGCUGGGUUCUCUCCCUCCGGUACAACAUAUACAGGCAUUAACGCUGACCUGGCAGGUCUUGACGGCGCCCAGGUGAAGGCGCUCAUGGAGGAGAUGGCGCGGGCUAACCAGGGCGGCACCGGGUAUUUCAAUAUAUCGGGGGAGUUCACAUCAUCCGGAGGCACAAUCGGAGGCGGUACUAUGUCGGGAACGGGCUUAAACACGACGGACCUAGACGCCAUGUUGCGUCAGCUGCAGGCGGGUUUCGGUGGGUCUUCCGGUACCGGCGUGACCUCGGGCACCAGCGGGAACUCUGGUGCUGCCAACACUGCCAACAGUCUCUACUGGACAAGCUCGACAGGUGGUACGGGAUCUGGCGGCUCCAAGUUUGACGCCUCCCUCAUGAGCGGCCUGCUCAAACAGCUAAAGGACCAGAUGACCAAACAGCAGCAACAACAACAACAAUCCGGAAGUUUGGGAAUCGACACAGCUGGGUUAUUUUCGUCAGGAGGAAGUUCAUUUACAGGUGGACAAACGGGUGGAACGGCCGGCUGGACGGGUGGACUUUCUGGAGGUUCCAUGACUGGCGACGCUUCCAGUGGUUGGACGGGCGGUCUGUCCGGAGGCUCAAUGGGUGGCGGCGCUUCCGGUGGUUGGACGGGCGGUCUGUCCGGAGGCUCAAUGGGUGGCGGCGCCUCCGGUGGUUGGACGGGCGGUCUGUCCGGAGGCUCAAUGGGUGGCGGCGCUUCCGGUGGCUGGACAGGCGAUCUAUCUGGAGUGUCCACGGGUGAGGGUACUUCCGGAGGCUGGACGGGCGACCUGUCUGGCGGCUCAAUGGUUGGUGGUACUUCCGGUGACUGGACGGUUGGUGACUCUCAAUGGACCGGCGGUCUGACCGGCGGUGCAGCUGCGAGCGGCGGAUCAAAUAGAGGUGUUGCCGCUGGAGGUGGCUCUAAAUGGACGGUCCAGGAGCGGAUUGAGAACCAGAGGCCGCAGGUCACCAACACCCUCUCCGGCGGUCGUGUUGUGGGUGGACAAUUUACUGUGGAAAAUCUUCCUACCGGCAUCGCAGGCGGACUUGGGGCGGCGGGCGCAGGGUUAUCUGGAACUUCUGGAUCGUUCACAGUGGAGCGUUCAGCUUCUGGCACGGUAGGCAACCAGCAGGCGUCCACAGUUAACACUGACGCUUCGCAAGCUAUAAAUACACAAAUCUCUGAUAACAAAAACGCAAACGCCGCUUCUAUGUUGGCUUCCGUUAACACGCAAGACGCCAGCGCAACGGGGUUAUCUCCCCAGGGCACCAUUUCCGUUCAGACCGGCCCGGUUCAAUCGACACAGGAAGCAAGGUUCACACUCUCCGGACCGUCGAGUAACGUAGUCAGUACCGCCGAAGUCAAAACCGCAAACAGCAUGGGAAGUGCGGGAACUUUCACCAUCAACGGAAACGCGCCGGGCGGUAAGACAGUGUCAAGCAGUGGCGGUGGUCAGUCGUUUAGUGUCCGUCAGACGUCCCAGGGGCUGCCGCUCCCUAGCGGUAGGUCCAGCACCGGGCGCGUGGUCAAGGUGGAGACAACUGUACAGGGCACGGGCACAGGUAUCGUUAACCGGUCCGCGCCCCGGGGUGCGUCUGCACCGGGUGUGAGCAAGCACGAGGAAGGGAAGUUCCUCGGACUGCAUGUACCCGGAGAUGGGAGCUUUAUCAACGGCGCCACAGUCAUGAAUCGCGGUCGGUCGGGUGGCUUCGGGGGCAGGGCAUCUAUGCAGGGAACCGGCAUUUUAACCGACGUAUCUGGAAUGUCGGGCGGCGAUUUCACGCAGAUGGGGAAAGUUGUCGGUUCCGGUGGCGGCGUCCGUCGCAUCAUCGACACCAAUGUUAAGCGACUUCCAGCGGGUGACGUCAAUUUCAACCCUGACGGUGGGGUCAGCCUAGCGUCUCUGGGACUGGGCGGUACAGAAGGAAAGAAUAUUAUCCGGCAUUCGGUUCGCGUGCAGCCGGCGGAGACGGGGCAGUUUACCGGUGGAACGGCGGUCGGCGGUGAGUUCUUCGGCACCUCUUCAUCCGCUGGCGGAGCAACUUCAAGUGGAAGUGCAACUUCCGGUGGAAGUACACAGGGAGGCUUUUUCAGCGGGGGCCAAGGUGGUUCUAUGGGUGGAGGGGCGUCGGGUGGAUGGGGUGCAUCCAACGACCUACUUCCGUUCAUGGUAUCAGAAAACUUGUGGGACGGGGUCACGGGCAAGAGGAGAAAAAGGUCUACUCGGAGAAGGCGCCAAGCUAAAAGCACCAACCGCUCGGCGUACCAGGCUCUGGUGACAAACUGUCAGGGCCAGGCCGGCCGUCCGUCCAUCAUGGUGGUCGCCAACAACAACGACGUCAAAUUCGCCAUCAAGACGUACAAUAACGAGCCUGCUGUCAUCAACGUCCCUGCGGUUGAAGGUUGGAAUGACGUCACGCUCGUGUACGACGGUCAGACGUUAACAGGCAUCGUGGAGAACUGGAAGGGUUUCCACCGGUCGUCCGUCAACCUUAAAGGAAACGUAGAGCGGCGACAGGCGGGGCUGCUGGUAGGAUCAUGCGAGGGCUUCCAGAGUUUCCAUGGUGAAAUCGAUGACUUGACUGUCUACAAAUGUUUGACGCCCGAAAUUCAAGCUCUUAGAGAUCAGGUUUUACAGAAAAAGAAGUAAUUACUGACAAACAUUUAUAUGUAUAUAUGUGAGUGUGUUGUGAAAAGGACAAAUUUUGCGAAACACUCGCAAGGUGCAUCUUUAAUAUUGUUGCGUUGUAUUUCCUUAUUAUGCACAUAUCAUUAUUAAGUUUGUAGUUUGAGAUAGAGAGACAUGACUGUAAAGUUUUGCUGAGAUAAGUUUAUUAAAAUCUUAGAAACGUAAUCUCAAAUGUAAAUAACUAGUCGUAGCUAUUUAUUGUUAGAGAGAAUCUUGUUGACAACAAAGCUUUAGCAUUUUCUACUGAGCUGAUUUCGAGUGUUUGAUAUGUAUACAAAAUAAAAAUACAGAAUAUU
Messenger RNA from Mya arenaria, 7851 nucleotides. RefSeq lists its product as uncharacterized. The record is from RefSeq and is a predicted model, not a curated record. Bases 8 to 7516 code for a protein of 2502 amino acids. The transcript has 46 exons. Gene Ontology annotation, cellular component: extracellular region. NCBI's taxonomy places the organism in Eukaryota, Metazoa, Mollusca, Bivalvia, Myida, Myidae. Gene Ontology annotation, molecular function: chitin binding.